Molecule: messenger RNA, 345 nt
Organism: Stylophora pistillata
Lineage: Eukaryota; Metazoa; Cnidaria; Anthozoa; Scleractinia; Pocilloporidae
Product: succinate dehydrogenase assembly factor 4, mitochondrial-like
Source: RefSeq, a predicted model, not a curated record
AUGGCCGCUACACAAUUGCAUAAUCUUGUUUCGUCUUUUUCUCGUGGAAUCACCAGAAAUAUUACUUGUAAAGGUAUUCUUACAAACAAAAAUAUGUCGCCAAGACUCCUGGGAUUUCAUUCGUCGCGUUUUUUAAGUGAAGACGGAAAAAACACUGAAAAAGGUGAAGAUUCUCAAGUACAAGAGGACAACGACCAGAUGAUCAAGGGUCCGACCGAGGAAGAUCCCUAUACUCCGUUUCCAGACGAUAUCAACCCCAUAACAGGAGAAAGAGGAGGACCGAAAGGACCAGAACCAACCAGAUACGGAGACUGGGAGAGAAAGGGACGUUGCAUAGACUUUUAA